AUGAUCCAUUCUACAUAUCUUUCGUUUUUCCCUUCCUCCUCCAGGGGUGAGCCGAAGACUUGGUAUGGCGUGCCGGCGUCUGCAGCGGAGAAGCUGGAGGCUGUCAUGAAAAAGUUGGCUCCGGAGCUUUUUGACUCCCAGCCUGACCUCCUCCAUCAACUGGUUACCAUCAUGAAUCCCAACGUCCUCAUGGAGCACGGUGUCCCUGUGUACAGGACCAAUCAGUGUGCAGGGGAGUUUGUGGUGACCUUCCCCAGGGCCUAUCACAGCGGCUUCAAUCAGGGCUACAACUUCGCAGAGGCCGUCAACUUCUGCACCGCUGACUGGUUACCCAUGGGUCGUCAGUGUGUUUCCCAUUACCGACGCCUCCACCGCUACUGCGUCUUCUCCCACGAGGAGCUGCUCUGCAAGAUGGCUGCUGAUCCAGAGAGUCUGGACGUGGAGCUGGCUGCCGCUGUCUGCAAGGAAAUAGGAGACAUGAUGGAGGAGGAGACUAAGCUCAGACAGGCUGUUCAGGCAAUGGGGAUUUUGUCUUCGGAGCAGGAGGUGUUUGAACUUCUCCCAGACGAUGAACGCCAGUGCUACAAGUGCAAGACGACGUGUUUCCUGUCUGCUCUGACCUGCCCCUGCAGCCCCGACAGACUGGUCUGUCUCACGCACGCAGCAGAUCUCUGUGACUGUGCCCUCGGCAACAAGUGUCUCCGGUAUCGCUAUGAUCUGGAGGAGUUUCCUGCCAUGCUGUACGGGGUCAAGACCCGGGCUCAGUCUUACGACACCUGGGCAAAGAGGGUCAGCGAUGGCUUGGUUGCCGACCAGAAAAACAAGAAAGAUCUUAUUGAGCUCAAGGUCUUGCUGGAGGAUGCAGAGGACAGGAAGUACCCCGAGAAAGCUUUGUUCCGUCGCCUGAGGGAGAUGGUCAAAGAGGCGGAGACGUGCUCCUCAGUCGCUCAGCUGCUGCUCAGCCGCAAGCAAAGGCACAGCAGCCGCCUGCGUUCUGAGAGCAGUCGUAAUCGUUCAAAACUGACGGUGGAUGAGCUCAAGGCCUUUGUGGAUCAGCUCUACAGGCUGCCCUGCAUCAUCAGCCAGGCCCGACAAGUCAAAGAGUUACUGGAGAACGUGGAGGACUUCCACGAGCGAGCCCAGGUGGCGCUGUCAGACGAGAUGCCCGAUUCCUCCAAGCUGCAGGCCCUGCUGGAUCUAGGCAGCGGUCUGGAUGUGGAGCUGCCGGAGCUGCCCCGACUCAAACAGGAGCUGCAACAGGCCCGCUGGCUGGAUGAGGUGCGCAUCACCCUGGCAGAGCCUCACCGCGUCACCCUGGAGCUGAUGAAGAGGCUGAUAGACUCGGGGGUCGGCCUGGCCCCCCACCACGCUGUGGAGAAGGCCAUGGCCGAGCUGCAGGAGAUCCUCACUGUCUCCGAGAGAUGGGAGGACAAGGCCCGCGGCUGCCUUCAGGCCAGGCCUCGACACAGCUUGGUGACCUUGGAGAGCAUUGUGCUGGAAGCUAGGAACAUCCCAGCGUACCUCCCUAACAUAUUGGCCCUCCGCGAGGCCCUACAGAAGGCCAAGGAGUGGACUUCUAAAGUGGAAGCCAUUCAGAGCGGCAGCAGCUUCGCCUACCUGGAGCAGCUGGAGAGCCUCCUGGCCCGGGGUCGUUCCAUCCCCGUCCGGCUCGACCCUCUGGGCCAGGUGGAGUCUCAGGUGGCCUCAGCUCGAGCCUGGAGGGAGAGGACGGCGCGCACCUUCCUCAAGAAGAACUCCACGUACACACUGCUCCAGGUCCUCAGUCCUCGCAUUGACAUCGGCAUCUAUGGCAACAGCAAGAGCAAGAGGAAACGCGUGAAGGAGCUGAUGGAGAAGGAGAGAGGAGGCUUCGACCCCGACGCCCUGAGCGACCUGGAGGAGAGCCUGGAGGAGGCGCGGGAGCCUUCCACCGUCGUAGCAGCCUUCAAAUCAAAGGAGCAUAAAGAGGUGGAGUCCAUCCACUCGCUCCGCGCCGCUAACUUAGCCAAAAUGGCCAUGGCCGACCGCAUCGAGGAGGUGAAGUUCUGCCUGUGCCGGAAGACGGCCAGCGGCUUCAUGCUGCAGUGCGAGCUCUGUAAGGACUGGUUCCACGGAGCCUGCGUGCCUCUGCCCAAAACGGGAACGCAGAAGAAGACGGGUGUGGGUUGGCAGAGCAACACCAAGGACUCCAAGUUCCUGUGUCCGCUGUGUCAGAGGUCGAGAAGGCCGAGGCUAGAGACUAUCCUGUCGCUGCUUGUGUCGCUGCAGAAGCUGCCGGUGCGUCUUCCAGAAGGAGAAGCCCUGCAGUGUUUGACAGAGAGGGCGAUGAGCUGGCAGGACCGAGCGCGUCAAUCUCUGGCCACGGACGAGCUGUCCUCAGCGCUGGCGAAGCUGUCUGUGCUGAGCCAGCGCAUGGUGGAGCAGGCUGCCCGGGAGAAAACGGAGAAGAUCAUCAACGCAGAGCUGCAGAAAGCUGCUGCCAACCCGGAUUUGCAGGUGGGGGGAAAGCGCCAAUUUUCUAAGAUUGACACAUGA
Notothenia coriiceps (black rockcod) is the source of this 2535-nucleotide messenger RNA. Its product is annotated as lysine-specific demethylase 5A-like. Gene Ontology annotation, cellular component: nucleus; chromatin. Gene Ontology annotation, molecular function: histone H3K4me/H3K4me2/H3K4me3 demethylase activity. Lineage: Eukaryota; Metazoa; Chordata; Actinopteri; Perciformes; Nototheniidae. Gene Ontology annotation, biological process: regulation of DNA-templated transcription; chromatin remodeling. Bases 1 to 2535 code for a protein of 844 amino acids. The transcript has 14 exons. The record is from RefSeq and is a predicted model, not a curated record.